Molecule: messenger RNA, 621 nt
Organism: Drepanopeziza brunnea f. sp. 'multigermtubi' MB_m1
Lineage: Eukaryota; Fungi; Ascomycota; Leotiomycetes; Helotiales; Drepanopezizaceae
Source: RefSeq, a predicted model, not a curated record
AUGUCCUCUUACGAAGACGACGGCCCUUCCCCCCUUACGAGAAUCGCUCAAUUGGAGUCUCUCGUAAAGCAAUUACGAAUGGCCCUUUCGCCAGCGCAAUGCGUUCUCUUUUCGGAUCCCGAUAAUACGCGCACGUCAUUCAGCAACCUGAACGCUUUUCUUUUCGGCUUUUCGGCUUUUCGGCUCUUUGGUUCUUCCGGUCCUUUUGGUUUUUCUCUCGGCCCGUUUUACGGAUUCUCUUCGUCCCUCGGCCCCUUUCGGUCCCUCAAAACCGCCUUCGCACGGCCACGGGCCCCUCUCUCUUUCGGCGACUUAACCGACCUCCCGGUACUCAAGUAUUUGCAGCACGUCAUUUGCAGCUCGAGCACUUGCAAUACGCUUUCGGCUCUUUCGACAAUCAAACAAAGACUCAGCUUUUUGGAAGAUCGAAAUCCCACCCUCCAGCAUGCUCCUCACAGCUCCCUCGAUCAGCAAGCUUAUCAAUCUACCCGUUGUGGUGCAAUCAAUUUGGAUUGCUGGGGUUUAAGAGGGUUUGAUUCAGACGAAAAGGAGGAAAUUUUGGCGGAAUGGAACGCUUCUGGAGGCUACGACGCUGACCCUGACGAUUACCGCGAUCUGUAG